GAUGGAUCGACGGAAAAUAGUUUUGGGGCGCCAAGCCAUCAAGCGUGGAGCUCGGGACUAACAGCUAUGCAUUUCCAGGAGUGGUUACAAUCACUUCGAUCCCACGCAGGACUCAAAGUUUACGAAUCAGAGGACUCCUGGAGUCUGCUGUCGUCCCUACCUUCGUCCUUCUCGUUGUCCUCGUUGUCCCUGCUGGGUUUAGGAGCCAUUGCCUCCGUCACCGCAUACUGGCUGGUGACCCGUCCACGCCCCAUGCGUCCUCCAUGUGACCUUCAGGCCCAGUCUGUAGCUGUCGAUGGGGACCCCAGCUGCAGGCGAUCUGCUCUUCUUCAAGAUGACUCGCCGCUGGAGUUCUACCAUGACGACACCAGAACGGCUUACGACAUGUUCCGGCGAGGCCUGAGGAUUGCAGGUAAUGCACCAUGUCUUGGUUUCAGGAAGCCAGGCCAACCCUACCAGUGGAUAUCCUACACUAAGGUGGCCGAACAAGCACAGGCGCUAGGUUCUGGUCUGCUGGCAAAAGGCUGCAAGCCCAACCCACAACAAUUUGUUGGUAUAUUUGCACAGAACAGACCAGAGUGGAUCAUUACAGAGCUGGCCUGCUACACUUACUCCAUGGCCCUGGUUCCUCUGUAUGAGACACUGGGGCUGGAGGCCAUGGUCCAUAUUCUCCACCUGGCGGAGAUCUCCUUGGUGGUGUGCGACCGUGAGGAGAAGGCUUCCUCCCUUUUGGAGAACAAGGAGAAGGGCAUCACUCCAAAACUCUGCUGUCUGGUUCUUUUCGACGACUUCAGCGAGGCCUUCAUGGAGAGGGCGAGGGGAUGCCAGGUGGAGGUUCUCAAAUUGAUAAAUUUAAUGGAUCUGGGAAGGCAGAACCUAAAAGAUCCUGUGCCCCCCCAGCCUCAGGAUCUGGCCGUGGUUUGCUUCACCAGUGGAACCACAGGCAAGCCUAAGGGAGCCAUGAUCACCCACGGCAACAUCGCCUCAAACACUUCCUCUGUCAUUAAGAUCCUGGAGGGUUCCUUUGUCAUCCGACAAGAAGACGUUUCCAUCUCCUACCUGCCGUUGGCACACAUGUUUGAGAGGAUGAUUCAGGUGUCCAUGUUCUGCCACGGAGCUCGAGUGGGCUUCUACCAAGGAGAUAUUUCCCUCCUGAUGGAUGACAUCAAAACUCUCAAGCCCACCUUCUUCCCCGUCGUGCCCCGUGUCCUGAACCGCAUUUACGACAAGAUCCUGGGCUCGGUGACGUCUCCGCUGAGGAGAGCUUUGCUUCACUACGCCGUAAAGAGGAAGCAGGCCGAGCUCAGCAGCGGCGUCGUACGCAACAACAGUCUUUGGGACAAACUGGUCUUCAACAGGAUUCAGGCCAACUUCGGAGGAAACCUGCGUUUCGCCUUGACCGCAUCGGCGCCCAUCUGCCCCACGGUGCUCUCCUUCCUCAGAGCCACGCUGGGAUGUCUCAUCUUCGAAGGCUACGGCCAGACAGAGUGCACAGCGGGAUGCACAUUCUCCAUGCCAGGAGACUGGACCGCAGGACAUGUUGGCGCUCCUUUGCCCGGUGCUACAGUCAAGCUGGUGGACAUCCCUGAGAUGAAUUACUAUGCAAAGAAUGGAGAGGGAGAGAUCUGUAUCUGUGGUCCCAGCGUGUUCCGAGGCUACUUGAAGGACCCCGAAAGGACGGCGGAAGCUUUGGACAGUAACGGCUGGCUGCAUAGUGGAGACGUGGGCCAGUGGCUUCCAAACGGGACGCUGCGCAUCAUUGACAGGAAGAAGCACAUCUUCAAGCUGUCGCAGGGAGAGUACAUCGCUCCAGAGAAGAUAGAAAACGUGUACACGCGCUGCACACCUGUGCUCCAGGUCUUUGUGCAUGGGGAUAGUUUACAGUCUUACCUGGUAGGCAUAGUCGUCCCUGACCCUGAGGUUUUCGUGGUCUGGGCUAAGGAGCGAGGAUUUGUGGACUCGUAUGAAGAACUGUGUGAAAUUCCUGACGUAAAGAAGGCAGUGUUGGAGGACAUGAGAGUGGUUGGAAAAGAGGCAGGCCUCAAAUCCUUUGAACAAGUGAGGGACCUCCACUUGCACCCGGAAACGUUCAGCGUGGCCAACGGCCUUCUCACGCCCACGCUGAAGAGUCGACGUGCCGACAUCCGCAGACUGUUCCAGGAGCAGAUAGCCAGCAUUUACGGCAAGACAGCCUUGUGAGGGGAAAAAAAAAAAUCAAACGGCAGCACCUGCUAAAGCAUCGACGACACAUUGGAAACAUCUACCAAGUGCCUAAAGAUACGUGUUUUACUUCACUAAUUUACACAAAUCUCUUAGAUAUUCACUCUUAACAUGUACAUUGUGAUCUAAUGGGACCAAAAGCAUUGUUUUACUUCGAGUGGAACAAAUAUUUGUUUCUUAACUUUUAGCGACACGUUGCAUUACUUGAAAAUGUGUAUGUUUUUUAGCCUCACUUGUAACAUGCCUUCCCUCUUUUGUCGUUCAUUUCCCCCUAUUUGGUUUUAUAAACCUAACGUGAUCCGUUGAAUGACUCGGCAGCGAUGUCUUGUAAAUAUGGCUUUGCUUCAGAGUGGGCACUACCGAAUUGUGUAGUUCACUAAACAGAAAAUAAAUAAUUAUUUCUUACCUGUUUUAGUUCCACUUUUGAAAGGACACUCAUGAAGUGGUAACUUAGUAAAAAGACAACCAGAACCAGUCAUUUAUGAGAGCAAAGUCAGUUCUCAUAGAUCAUUUAUUUUCUGAUUGUACGUUAAAACAGCUAAACAUUGUCACCAAAAUGAAGUUUACAAACUGGAAUAAAACCUUCUGUGAAAAGUACCGGUACUUACUGGUGGAAAAAAUAAAUUAACUAUAUUGUUUAAAAGGAGUAUUACGGUCACACUGAAUACAAAAAGAAAAAAUACGAGAACAAGUCCUAUUACAAGAAAGAAGUGGUUAUGUUACUCGAAUAAAGUUGUCUAAAAAAAAUAAAAAUGUAAUCUGUAAGAUGGUUAAAAAAAUAUUUUUUUUUUUUCAGUUAUGUUGAUAAAACUAAAUAGUCAGGGAAAAUGUCCUAAUUUAAGAGAACAGUUGGUUUAGUGGGAAAAGCUGCAAAAUUACAAGAAUUGUAACGAAAAAGUUACAAUGAAGUGGUAAAAUUACCACAGUUGGGGUAGGAGAAUGAAAGUUAUGAGUAAAAAGUCCUUGUUACAUGAAGUCAAUUUUACAAAAGAAAAAGUAACAUUACAAGAAUACAGUGCAAAAAAUUGCAUUAAAAGAAUAAAGUUAAAAAAAAUACAAGUCAGGAGAAUAAAGUUGUAUAAUGUGUAAUAUUUCGACUAUAUACAUUUCCCGUCUUCCCUUGUAAUUCUGAUUUCUUAUUCUUAGUAUUUUUUCUUUUCAGUGUGUCCCUAAUACUCUUUAAAAAUACAGAAACAACAACAACAAAAAACUUCAUUAGUUACAAUGGGACCUUCCUUAAUCAAUAUUUAUCUUCAGGUAAAAUCUACAAUACAUUAAGUCAAAAACAAGGCAAUUAUAUGACGCUGUAAAGAACAAAGUAGGAGCACCCAGUGUGCAUCUGUGACCUUUUACGUCUUGCCAUAAUGGCAGACAGUUUGGACGCUUUUGAAACAAGUCUUUUCUUCCCACUAGAGGGAGCACGAGGCUUGAUUUUUGCAGUGAGGCUAAGCACCAGACUUCCUCAUGUCCUCAUUCCUCAUCAAAGAUAACGUAAACGUGCGUGGGGAACAAAAACCCGAUUAAAAACAUGUCAGAUGUUUACAGGAAGAAGAAAAAAGCUAAAAGAUAGAAGCAUCUACAGAAGAGUGAUUGUGUCUGCUUACCUUGACAAAAACUAAUAUCAAAUAGGGACAUACUACAGAUACCCUUCAAGUAAAAACACAUUUUUGGGAAAAACAUUCAACCAAAUUACCACUAUAUUACAACUGACGUCAAGUGAACUGGAGUUUAAAACAAAGUAAAACGCCUAAUUAGGGAGAAAGGCAGGAAACGCAGCAGAACAAAACAUUGUGAAACGAUCACCGGAAUGCUUAAUGUUCACGAUAACAUACGAACGUGCGUGGGGUGCUGCUGUUUUGGGUAGCAAGAGAGUGUAAAUGGGCACACCACAGUCUGUGUGAGAACAAUAGCAUCUAUGAAUUGGACUAAUUAUAUUUAAUAUACAAGCGUGUAUUUAUCUCAAAUACACGUUGUUUAUUUACACUGUUGCUAACCAAAACAGCAGUACCUAAAGCAGAGUUCAAAUGGGCACACGAUGACGACGAUGAACUGAGGUCAUUAUACUUACGAAUAAGGUUCCAAAAUUUGUGGAAUUUUCAAAGUUGGAAAAUUUCCACGGAAAUUAACAGGAAGUUGUAAGACUGUUAUACACCUGGAAUUCACAAAAUUGAUGGUUGGCUCGUCAUACGAAAUAUAAAUAUAGCUGGGGAAAAUAUGUUUUAGCAUCAUAACGACAGAUUUUCAGUAGGAGUAAUAUUUGCAUUUGCUCUUAAAUGAAAGAAUUGAUCAUUCAAUAAAAUAUUUCGAACUUGAUCAAAUUCAAUUUCCAAAUACAUCUGUUGAAACAAACACUUAAUGGUAUCGCUUUGCACGUAUGUCAAAACAAAAUCUUUAUAUUUAUGCUUGAAUAUGAAACCUUUUGUAAAAUUCCCCAGCCUAAUUUCUCAUGAAAUUUUACUCCAAAAUUUCGGAAUAUUUGCCAAUAACUUUUCCACCCCUUUGGAACCCUACUUACUACAAACACAUAUUUAUCUGAAUGACUCUCAUUAGGUGCUGCUGUUUAGGUUAGCAACAGAGUUCAAUGGGAAAACCAGCCAUUGUCUCGAAUGACACUCCCUCCUUUUUUUUCUGUUGGGAAAAAGGGAGCUGAAGACUUGAAGGAAGGGGUUUACAGAAUGAUGCACCUGGUGACUAAUUUGAGCACGGCAUCUAUUAGAAGGACGGCCACUAUUUGAAAGCGGAAGAAGUGUAUGCUGGUCUUGGCUGAUGGCUUUGUUAAUGU
This is a messenger RNA of Phycodurus eques (leafy seadragon), 5002 nucleotides long. RefSeq names its product acyl-CoA synthetase long chain family member 2 (gene acsl2). The record is from RefSeq and is a predicted model, not a curated record. The coding region runs from base 67 to 2199 and encodes 710 amino acids. Gene Ontology annotation, biological process: long-chain fatty acid metabolic process; very long-chain fatty acid metabolic process; long-chain fatty-acyl-CoA biosynthetic process. Gene Ontology annotation, cellular component: membrane; endoplasmic reticulum. The transcript is spliced from 20 exons. Gene Ontology annotation, molecular function: arachidonate-CoA ligase activity. NCBI's taxonomy places the organism in Eukaryota, Metazoa, Chordata, Actinopteri, Syngnathiformes, Syngnathidae.